This is a messenger RNA of Scleropages formosus (Asian bonytongue), 4636 nucleotides long. It is a transcript of the gene npas4a, whose product is annotated as neuronal PAS domain protein 4a. Gene Ontology annotation, biological process: regulation of transcription by RNA polymerase II. NCBI's taxonomy places the organism in Eukaryota, Metazoa, Chordata, Actinopteri, Osteoglossiformes, Osteoglossidae. The transcript is spliced from 8 exons. Gene Ontology annotation, molecular function: protein dimerization activity; DNA-binding transcription factor activity, RNA polymerase II-specific; RNA polymerase II transcription regulatory region sequence-specific DNA binding. Bases 53 to 2857 code for a protein of 934 amino acids. The record is from RefSeq and is a predicted model, not a curated record.
GGUGCAGAGAAGAGCUCCGACGCCACUCGUUCUCCAGGCCACCCCGGCUGCAAUGUAUCGGUCCACAAAAGGAGCGUCCAAGGCCAGGAGGGACCAGAUCAAUGCCGAGAUUCGGAACCUCAAGGAGCUGCUGCCCAUCUCGGAGGCGGACAAAGCCAGACUCUCCUACCUGCACAUCAUGUCCCUGGCCUGCAUGUACACCAGGAAGUCCGUCUUCUUCUCUCAAGAACCCGGACCAACUUGCGACGAGGAGAGCGCGACGUUUCUGUCCUUCCGCGAGCUGCUGGAAAUGCUGGAUGCCGUACCAGGUUUCUUACUCCUCCUCACCGGGGAGGGGAAGCUACUCUACCUGUCGGACGGCGUUGCCGAGCAUCUCGGACACUCCAUGGUGGACCUGGUUGCCCAGGGUGACAGUGUGUACGACAUCAUCGAUCCUGCUGACCACUUCAUAAUGAGGAGCAACCUUGUGUCUAGCACUUUACCUGACACAGACCGCCUGUUCCGCUGCCGCUUCAAUACUUCAAAGUCUGUCCGCAGACAGAGCGCCGGGAAUAAGCUGGUGCUGGUCCGGGCUCGCUGUUUAUCAUUCCCGAGCCCUGGAUCCUUGCCCAGCUCCUACUGGACCACUAACCCGGUGUGGGUGUGCUUUUGCGCUCCGCUGGAGCCCCGCCCACCGUGCGCCGCUCCUGCCAGGGAACCUGCGCCGAGCCCGUCGGCCGACCACACCUUCUUUCUGGCCUGUUUCCAGUCCCAGCACAACCGGGAUAUGAGACUGCAGGAUGCACAGGACAGUGUGAAUGUCUAUCUGGGAUUUGACGUGGCAACACUACGCUCCCGCUCUUGGUACAGCCUUCUGCACCCGGAGGACCUCUCACACGCCUCUGCGCAGCACUGCCACCUGUUGAGCGAGGGAGGUGAAGGGCGGGUGGAGAUGGUGGUCCGGGUCGAGGCGGCUGAUCGGUCGUGGGUCUGGCUUUACAUGGUGCUGCAGCUCGAAGCCGGAGAGAAUCUCAUCAGCUCCUACAACUACAUCAUCAGCGAGUCGGAGGCGUGGUCAGUGCGACAACAGCUGUCCACAGAGCAGAGCCAACUCAGCCUCGUGCUGAGCUCCAGCACCUCCUACCAAGACAGCCUGAGCCUGCAGUCCCCCGACACGCUGUCCAGCCCAGACCAGGUCUUCACGCCCGGCAGCAGUGGCCUCUCUGUCCAAUCCUUCGACUUCAGUGCCACUGUGUGCGGCACGGGUUCUUCGGAAGAGUUAGGGGGCGCUGCUGCUGCCACCGUGGAGCCCAUGCAGCUUGAGAGUGGUCCACGCUCAAGCAUUUCUUCGCUCGAGGAGGAGAGCUUCUUUCAACAGCAGCAGCAGCACCAAUCCGCUGCCCCAGCUGCCAGCCCUGCCUCGACAUCUUCUCCCACUCCAGUGACUGUUGCCACGGUGUCCGACUUGGACUUUCUCACCCAGAACAUCUUCCUGCCCCCGUCCUUCCCCCUUGAACCUCCGCUGCCUGCCCUUCCCCUGCCUCUUCCUCCUGUCCCGCAGGCCCAGUCCCAACAAGGGAAGGAGUUUGUGUGCACGCCCCCGUACACCCCACAGCUUGCGGGGGGCAGCUUCCUGUUCGGAGAGUCUCUCCUGAGUUUCGAUCCAACUGGGCCCGCCACCCCUUCACCACCAGCCCCCAUGACCACCCCCCCUUCUUCCGCUGCUCCAGCCCUCUCCCCUUCAGCUCCUGCCACUACGGCCAGCAGCCCCUCUGCUCCCACACCUCAGCCGCCCCUUGUCCCCCUGGCCCUGCCACCCCCCUCCUCUGAGCUACUCUUCCCUUCGGAGCCCUGUAGCGGGUCCCUCUAUGAGAAACUCCCCCCCACCCCGGACAGCCCCGGAGAUGGCGACUGCACCAUUAUGACCCUGCCGGAGGUGCACGGGCCCCUUUACGUUGAUGUGCCGCUCGGGCCUCUCCACUACCUACCCGAUGGCCUCCUCACGCCAGAGGCGUCUCCAGGAAAGCAGCCCUGUCUGUCCUUUUUCUCCACAGACAGAGAGAAGGACAAGGAGAGAACCGAGAUAUCGCUGUUAGCCCAGCACAUUAGCUCUAUAGCGGAAGGGUUCUACCCUGACCCCACUAUCUCAAAACACACACCCUCAUCCUGCUCUUCUUCCCCUUCCUCCCCCUCUCUUUCCCCAACUCAUUCGCAGAGCCCCUCUACUCCCUUUCCUGAUGAGCUCAACCCCAUCAAGUCCUGGAAAAGCCUUGAUUUUCCUCUCUUUCCAGACGACAUCUCUCUGUUUGAAGAGAGUGUCUUAGACACCUUGCUCCAGGAUCUCUCCUCCUCUUCCUCCCCCUGUCCUUCCUCCCCUGCUUCCUCUCGCGCCCCAUCUUCUCCCCCUACCCCAGUGUGCUGGCGCCCAUCCCCUCACGUUGAAGGGGGCUCUGCUGUGGGUGUUGGCCCCGUCUGUAGCGUCCAAUCGGCGCACUGUAACUGCCUGGCCGGGAGUGGGGUGACGGGCUCUGCCGAUGCAGGGGUGGCAGGAGACGGGGAGCUGCAGGCAGGAGACAGGAUGGACAUAGAGGUCACACCGUCACCGCUCUCAUCCUCCUCUCCUGUCCCAGCAUCCCCACCCUCGCGAUUAACCGCCUCCCCUGCCUCCGCCCCCGGCACACCUGUUGCCCCCACCACCCCCGGCCUGCCUUGCGCCCAGUCCCUCCUGGAGGAGCUGGCCGCCCUGGAACCCAUGUUUGGGGCAGGUGCCUCGAUCGCCCCUGGCCCGGGGCAACAACCUGAGUUGUAUCAACUCCAGUGUCGCCCGCCGCUGCAGCGCUUCCCAGAAGAUGGAAGUGGAAGUGAUCCUCAGUUCUAAAUAAGUCUGUGACUUACUUCAUUAAGUAUGGCAUAUUGUCAUAUUUUGUGGAGCUACCACUUUUGGUGAAAAAGUUAAUAUUUGCUGUAUAAAUAUAUAGAUAAUGUAUAUAAACUGACAUUUACGUUUGUGUCUGAGAGGAACAAAUUUCAUCGACUCGUUAAUUUAUUUAUCAAUGUAUUUUUAUUGCAACGACGGUGCGACAACGUGUUGGUGAGGUGAUCCCAUCUUGGGCCGGUCAUCGGCUCGGUUUGCGUCACGCUCCUUUCCUGGACUCGAUGAGACAGAGACUUGGCCUUGUAAGGGCAAUUCAACUUACAGAUGUAUUUGUAUUCACUCGUAGUGAGGAACUUUUAUUGUGGACUUUUUAGGGAAAAAAAAAAAGAUUGUCCUUGCUGCCCUUGCAAAUAAGAAAACAGUCGCCUUGUUUCCCGAUAAGGCCUGUAACGCAGCGACACAAACACAAAAGACAAUCGAAAAUAUGACACAGACGUCAAUGUAGGCCUGACCGAGAGCAGCUAAACUCAGUUUUUUUCGGGACUCCGUGACGGCAAUGUCGGAUCGCACAAGAACCACAUUUAACUGAAUUUCCAAAAUGCAAAACCAAAGUUAGUUUUACGGUUUCGGGCACAUUGAGCUUUGUGUUUGUGGCUGCGGUCGUUCGGCAUCUCAGUUAUUUAUUGAUUUAAUACUUGUGUCUCAAUGUGGUGUACAAAUGUUUCUGAAAAUACCAGUGUGUAUUCCGGGAAGGGGGAGGUGCACCAUGUUUUUCCUUUAACAUGUCAUUAAUAUGCCAAGUGUAAACUGAUGGGCACCUCCCUCUUUUUUUCAUCUGCAUUUCUCGUGCCAUAUAUGAAACGAUGCUUCCUGGUGAGCGUGAUGUUGUUCGACACACGCGGUGCCGGGCUAACAUGUUGUACAGUCGUUUCUGCCGGGCGGCGUUUGAAAGGCCAGGUUCACGGCCUCUCGGGCGCUGCCUUCCACAGGACUAGGUCCCAGUGGCCAUCACAGGUUAUUGCUGCAUCAGUAUUUGCAAUGCUGGCAACGUCCAGCGCUUGCGAUUCGCACCUGUGACCCACUGAACUCUGGUCACCAGCAGUAGAGCCAUCUGUGAAACAAGCAGCCGUGUGACUCCGUGCUGGUGAGCGAAAGCCUUAGCUACACUGAGGGAGUCUCACUCUGGUUGGAGUCAUGGUCUGAUGACAGGUGUUUGUAUGAAUGGGCAAUUCUUCUAUUUUGAGGGGAACAAUUGAAAGUUACUUGAAGUUUUUUGUUCUAAAAAAUGAACUGGAAAAUAGGGAUGGGUACUAUUUCUAUUUAGUUAUUAAACGACACGGGUGGAGAAUGGUUCUAUUCCCAUGGUGUCGACUCGCUAACGUAGAGUUGUCUACGGUAAAGUAAAGGAUUGAUUCCUACGUUCUAACUAUUUAAGUGCUAAGUUUAAAAAAAAAAAAAAAACAAUCUCUAAGUAUAAUCUUGUAUGCGUGAAGACUAAAAAAUGAAUGUUGUUCAACCUACAUGCAUAUUUCUAUGGACAUAUGUACAGCAUAUCCUGUAUAGAGAUUUACAGGUAGUGGUGCGAAAAAGGCUGUAAAAAUUUGUACAUUUCUAUAAAUAUAUAUGCAUAUAUCAGAAUUUUUUAUUACAUGAAGAAAAUAUACUAGAAGCAUAUCUAUGAAGAAUGGACAUUGUGGAUCAGUGUUCUUUUUGUGUUGCUAAUAAGUGUAUUUGGCUGUCAAACAAAUGCAUUUAUAUUAAAGUGCACUUAAAGCAGCAUGA